CCCCGAGGUUGCGACUAACCAAACCGCGUGAAAUCGUUGUCGGAGUUGACGUAAGACACGCAAGAGGAAGAUUCCUUUUCGUUGCGGCGGAAACAACAAAGAGAAAAAUUGGAGUCCAUUCGGGUUUACUUUCUAAUUUGAAUUAACGCAACUUGCACUCGUACCAAAAUGCCGCGAGGAAAAUUCGUGAAUCACAAGGGCAGAAGUCGACACUUCACGAAUCCGGAAGAAUUGGAAGAACAACGUCUUCAAGAGGAAAAGAAGCAACAGUGGAGAAAGAACAAAGGACAAAUCAGUUCCAGUGAGGAGGAAGAAGAUGACGAAGAACCCAAAUCGAGUAAAUCUAAAAAGUUAAAUUUAAACGACACAGACAGUGAUGAAAGCGAGUCAGACGAGGAUUCGGAAACUGAGGGAGGAAAAGCAAAAGGUGUAGAAAAUCUAAUCCAAGUAGAAAAUCCAAACAGGGUACAAAAAAAAGCUAAGAAACUUUCUCAGUUGAAUCAAUCGUUAGAUUCCUCAAAACCGGAAUUAUCUAGAAGAGAACGGGAACAAUUGGAAAAACAAAGAGCUUACGCGAACUACCAGAAGUUGCAUGCCGCUGGUAAAACGGAUGAGGCUCGAGCGGAUUUAGCGCGUUUAGCCAUAAUAAAGCAGCAACGGGAGGAAGCGGCGAAGCGCCGAGAAGAGGAAAAGAAACAAAAAGAAUUAGCACAGCAGAAGAAGACCGAAUUGACACAGAAAGCAUUAGGAAAAAAGUCUUAGAGUGUGUUUUGAUGGUUAUUUACAGAACUAAACAAGCACCGCAAUAUUAAUAUUUUAACGUCUACUCCAAUUUUCAAUUGUCAAACAAAAAACAACUUUGGCAUACAACGUAUGUUUGCUAUAUUGCAUUUUAUGAUGUGUUAAUAUAACAUUGUUUAUAUAAUUAUAUUAAAUCCAAUUUAGUAAUUAUUACUAAAUUAAUUAUUUAA
Molecule: messenger RNA, 971 nt
Organism: Pseudomyrmex gracilis
Lineage: Eukaryota; Metazoa; Arthropoda; Insecta; Hymenoptera; Formicidae
Product: 28 kDa heat- and acid-stable phosphoprotein-like
Exons: 5
Coding region: 169-762 (197 amino acids)
Cellular component (GO): cytosol
Molecular function (GO): RNA binding
Source: RefSeq, a predicted model, not a curated record